Durio zibethinus is the source of this 1350-nucleotide messenger RNA. NCBI's taxonomy places the organism in Eukaryota, Viridiplantae, Streptophyta, Magnoliopsida, Malvales, Malvaceae. The record is from RefSeq and is a predicted model, not a curated record.
AUGCUUAAAUCUCUCACUGGCUUUGAGUUGGCUCAAAAUAAUUUCUCUGGUUCAAUCCCUGCUUCCAUAGGAAACAUGUCGAAGCUUAUGAAGAUAUAUCUUACCUAUAAUCAUUUAUCAGGGCCAAUUCCUUCCACGCUUGGCAAUCUUACUCAUUUGCAAUCAUUACAAUUAGGAGAUAACCAUCUCAGUGGUCCAUUACCCAAAAAUUUAUGCAAGGGUGGACAACUUGCAAAUCUUUCGGUUAUCAACAACAAUUUGACGGGUCCUAUCCCACCAACUUUGAAAAAUUGCAAAAGUUUAUACAGAUUACAGGAACUCGAUCUCUCUUCAAAUCAUCUUGUUGGUGAGAUUCCCAAGGAAUUAGGAGUAUUGACAUUGAUGUUCCGUCUUCUGCUAAGUGAUAACCAACUUUCAGGCAAAAUUCCACCAGAGAUUGGAGUUCUUUCAAAUCUACAACAUCUUAACCUGGCAUCAAACAAUUUGAGUGGACCGAUUCCUAAUCAACUUGGAGACUGCUCAAAGUUAUUGGACCUGAAUUUGAAUUUAAGUCAGAAUUUACUUAUUGGGGAGAUACCACAACAGCUUGCAAAAUUACAUUCCUUGGAAAUAUUGGACCUUUCUCACAAUGUGCUCAAUGGUUCCAUCCCGAAUUCUUUUAAUGAUUUGAAAAGCUUGACAGUUGUGAAUAUAUCUUACAAUCAAUUAGAAGGCCCUAUUCCUAACAUCAAGGCAUUUCAUGAGGCUUCAUUUGAUGACUUAAGAAACAAUAAAGGCCUAUGUGGUAAUGCCAUUGGACUAAUGCCUUGUGCUGUCGCUGCUGCUAGCAACGGUCAUAGAAAAAGCACCAAAAACCGAACCAGAAAAUCUGAGUCAAUAGAGGCACAACUAGGAGAAAUUUUCACAUUGUGGGGAUAUAAUGGAAGAAUACUCUACGAGAACAUUAUUGAAGCCACUGAAGAUUUCAGCUCCAACAAUUGCAUUGGUUCAGGAGGCUAUGGAACUGUUUAUAAAGCUGCGCUACCCAUUGGUGAGGUGGUUGCUGUGAAAAAACUUCACCAAUCUGAAGAUAGCAUGACUUCGAACAACUUGAAAGCCUUUGAAAGCGAGAUUCAUGCUUUAUCAGAAAUAAGGCAUCGUAACAUUGUGAAGCUGUAUGGCUUUUGUUCAUAUCCAAAGAACUCAUUUUUGGUUUAUGAGUUUGUAGAAAGGGGAAGUUUGAGAGAGGCGUUAAACAACAAGGACGAGGCAAUGGACUUGGAUUGGGAGAAGAGGCUAAAUGUUGUAAAAGCAGUGGCCAAUGCCUUGUCUUAUAUGCAUCAUGACCAUUCACCACCUAUAAUUCAUUGA